Larimichthys crocea (large yellow croaker) is the source of this 1526-nucleotide messenger RNA. RefSeq names its product steroidogenic factor 1. The transcript is spliced from 6 exons. Gene Ontology annotation, biological process: tissue development; hormone-mediated signaling pathway; regulation of transcription by RNA polymerase II. Gene Ontology annotation, molecular function: nuclear receptor activity; zinc ion binding; RNA polymerase II cis-regulatory region sequence-specific DNA binding. Bases 31 to 1452 code for a protein of 473 amino acids. Gene Ontology annotation, cellular component: RNA polymerase II transcription regulator complex. NCBI's taxonomy places the organism in Eukaryota, Metazoa, Chordata, Actinopteri, Sciaenidae. The record is from RefSeq and is a predicted model, not a curated record.
GUUGUACCUUUUUCAGGUCCGUUUUCCAGAAUGGAGUGCAGAGUUGAUGCGGGUUUGGAGGAGCUGUGUCCAGUUUGUGGAGAUAAAGUCUCUGGGUACCACUACGGUCUGCUCACCUGUGAGAGUUGUAAGGGUUUUUUCAAAAGAACGGUUCAAAACAACAAGAAGUACACCUGUGCAGAAAAGCAGGACUGCAGAAUCGAUAAAACUCAGAGGAAGCGCUGUCCCUUCUGCAGGUUUCAGAAGUGUCUUCAUGUCGGGAUGCGACUGGAAGCUGUCCGUGCAGAUCGGAUGCGAGGUGGCAGAAACAAGUUUGGCCCCAUGUACAAGCGUGAUCGUGCCCUCAAGCAGCAGAGAAAGGCUUUGAUACAAGCUGGUGGAUUCAGGGCAGAGAGCAGUCCUCAUCUGGUCUCCUCAACCCACCAGAGAGAAUUAAGCUUUCCUGGUGGCCUCCAUCUAGUUCCCAUCCUUCACAGCAACGAUUGUAUCAGCUACCAGCCUACAUCACUGUGUUCAUUCCUGCCCUCCAACUCACCUGUUGCCACCCAGUACCAGCGCACCCCCUUCUCAAACUGGACCAUCAAGUCAGAGCACACCAACAACUGUAUGAGCUCACGUGGUUCUGCUGCAGGAACCAGCUCAAACAAGAUGUAUUCAAGACCUUUCUUUCCACAUGGCCCCAGAAUGCCUCAGCUCGUGAUGGAGUUCCUGCGCUGUGAGCCAGACGAGUUACAGCUGCAGGAUAAGAUUGCUGUUCACCUCCUGCAGGAGCAGACAGGCUGGGCGGAACAAGGAAACCCCAGCACGUUGAGCCUGAUGUGCCUCAUGGCUGACCAGACACUCUUCUCCAUCGUGGAGUGGGCUCGCACAUCCAUCUUCUUCAAAAGACUUAAGGUGAGUGACCAGAUGAAGUUACUGCACAGCUGCUGGAGUGAUCUGCUGCUCCUGGAUGCCGUCUCCAGACAGGUCCUCUAUGGCAGAGAGGGCAGACUGCUCCUGGUCACUGGGCAGGAGAUGGAGCUGUCAGAAGUAGCCUCUCAUGCUGGUCCUAUCUUAGCCAGCUUAGUCCAGAGAGGACAGGAGCUGGUUGAGAAGCUUCACAUCCUGAAAGUGGAUCGCCAAGAGUUUGCGUGCAUCAAGUUCCUCAUCCUCUUUAAUCCGGAAGUUAAACAUCUUGAAGAGCAUCAGUUUGUGGAGAGCGUGCAGGAGCAGGUUGAAGGAGCCCUGCUGGAGUACACACUGUGCACCUCUUCUCACCUUCUUGGACGCUUUGCUCAUCUGCUGUUGUGUUUGUCUGAGUUACGCUCUCUCAGCACCCUCGCUGAAGACUACCUGCACUGCAAACACCUGAACGGUGAGGUGCCCUGCAACAACCUGCUCAUGGAGAUGCUCCACGCCAAGUGCAGCUUGGCAGAAGACUUGAGGAAGCAUGAAACUGUGAUGAAUGUCUGAUACAGUGAGGUUAUCCCUGAUAUGCUGUGUGCUGUAAGACUCAUUUUUAGCCAUGUGAGUUCUAGCUACUGAAA